Messenger RNA from Amphiprion ocellaris (clown anemonefish), 13429 nucleotides. It is a transcript of the gene dnah3, whose product is annotated as dynein axonemal heavy chain 3. The transcript is spliced from 63 exons. Gene Ontology annotation, molecular function: dynein light intermediate chain binding; minus-end-directed microtubule motor activity; ATP binding. Lineage: Eukaryota; Metazoa; Chordata; Actinopteri; Pomacentridae. Gene Ontology annotation, cellular component: dynein complex. The record is from RefSeq and is a predicted model, not a curated record. Gene Ontology annotation, biological process: microtubule-based movement. The coding region runs from base 187 to 12312 and encodes 4041 amino acids.
UAAAGCUUUGACAAGGUAAAAGUACACUACCAGCAGCUUGAAACAUUAGACAAGAGGUGAGUGGCAGAUUUAAAAUUCUUGGCUAAUUGCUGCUGACGGGGACAUGAAACAUUUAAACAGGCUCCUCUCAGAAAUCCUGCCAGCGUUACGUUACGGCGACUGAAAGAAGCUUAGAAGCUGAAGAACAUGGAGCGGCUGAAAGCGAUGGAAGAUGACUCCAUCUACAAUAUGAGUCAGAACAGAGGAUAUGCUGUUCCACCACCUUUGCCCUCCGCUUGUAAUGCUGAACCCUCAGAACUGUAUCAAAUAGUCCAACGGCACAGUCAUCAUCCACCCAUUCUCCAGACCAAUUCAUGGACUCUGGCUGUACCGUACAAAGAGCAAUGUCACCACCGAACUCCCAGUGAGUCUAUCGGAAACAACUACAGCCCCCGGGCCAAGGGUCUGAAAAUGACUAAACUCCAACACAGGCUUCGUAAAUCUAUGGCAAAACGAGUGAGGCUUUCAUCUACUCCCCCUGGAAAGAAACAAGCAAUUACAAGGAAAAGGGAUGCAUCCUGUCGUGCUUCAAUCUUGUCUCAGGGGAGACAUAAGCUCAGAGACUCCCCUGCUCCAAGUAGCCGGCCUAUUAGUCCAACAGAGCAGCUCGACAUCAUGCGCAGGCAAGAGGAGAAGAUGACUCAGACAGGACCUACUGACAGAGACCUGGAGAGGUAUAUGUACUACAUCACCACUGGGGUUGAAAGCUCUGUGCUGGCCCCCCAGCCACGACAGCAGAUGAUCAACAUCCUGAAGCUGCUGCCUCCUGACAGUGAGGACAGCGGUAAACACCUCCAGAUUUUGAGGGCUAACAUGGAAGAGGAAGUCAAAAAAGAUUAUUACCUCAGCCUCAAGAAGAGCAUAGUUGACUACAUUCUGAUGGAUCCAUCUGAGCGCCAGCGACUAUCCAUACACAGCAUUCCCAGGCCGUUUCCCAGGAGGGUGAUUCGUGCACCAGUUCCCUGGACCACCAGCUAUAGGGAUGCCCACAUGUGGCAAAGUGAACAUCUGUAUACCAUCACUCCCAUUAUGGUCUUACUGCAGCAUGUCUGGUUAGACAGCUACUCAUCCUUGAGAUUUGUCAAAAUGGAGGACCUUUUCUCUGCCAGCCUCCCCCUCCUACCAUCUGAGUUCGAAGAGUUAGUCCAGAGACACUGCCAAGCUACAAGAGAUGAACUAAUUCAAAAGUGGCUGCUUCAUUUUGGGUCACUGUUGGACAAAUCUGAGGAUCUGUGGAUUCCAUUCAUACUGAAGAGUGAGCAUGACUCAGACGCUCCAUUUAGUGUCCAGGAGUUCUUCAACUGUGUAGCUGCUCUCAUGUCAUUGCAGCUCCGAAGCCUGGUCAUACAGUCCUUAGAGAACUUACUACAGUUCUUCAUGAUACAUGAGGAGGGCAAUGACUUUGGGGAGGUGUUUGAUGAGAUGCAAUAUGUUCAGCCUCAGGUGCUGUUAGUUAAGCUACAGUUGGAUGAGUCUCACAUUGUCUUUAGUCCCAGCUUCCAGGAAUGUUGGGAGGUCAUUAAUAGGGCCUUCAUGGAGAUCAUUAGGAGUGCAGAGAAGCUCCCAAGGGUGGAAUGUAUUCUCUCCCCUAAUAUCAAGAACGUGUAUCUUCGCACUGUCAUGCCGGAUGAAUCAUUGGUCACAAACCUAAUCAACAAAGCCAAAGAUGUUUUCAACAAGAACACUGUGGGACCCCAAAAGUAUUUGAAUGUAUAUCAAAAGUACAGCAAUCUACUUGACAGUACAGCAAAGCAAGAUGUGUCAGCAUUCCUCAAAGAAAAGCACUCAUUAAAAGGAUUUUCUAAGAAAAUUGAGAGCUUUAAACUGUUGUGGGUAGAGAUUGCCUCACUGCGCAUUACGGUGCCCCUGUCCAUGUUUUGUCUGUACGUUGGCAAACUGAACAAUGACCUGUGCGACCGUGCUGGGAGACUGAAAGACAAGAUCGUCAUGUUUGAAGUAGAGGAGAACCGUGAACUUAACAAGGGAAUCUGUCGAAAGUAUGAGGAGAUUAUACGCACCAUCAGAGGCACGCCAGAAACUACAGAGAAGUUGGUGUCUCUCAGCCAGUACAUUAAAAAGACCAGUGAUGUGACCAUUCACAAGUUGAUAGAUGAGGUUGAUGAGGCAACCUACCGCCUCACCUUCCUAAUGGACUAUGCCUUUCUGCCUUCCGAUGACUUGAGGCUGAACUCCCGUGUUUUCCAGUGGCCCAAUCAGAUCCUCAUUGAGCUUGACGGCAACAAGACUCGUCUGGCCACAAUGAGAGAACAGGCUGAGGACCAUCUCACAACAAGGAUCACAGAAUUUGACCAGAGACUGCAGCAUGUGGACAAGGAGAUACAGGCCUUUAAGAGGAAGGAAGUGAUGAAUAUUGAGGAGAUGAAGAACAAUGUGGGAAAUCUUUCUGAAAUCACUGCCAACCUGGAGGCCGCUCUCAUCGAGUUAGAGGAACUCAACAAAGAGCAGACUUUGCUGGAGAAGGACCAGAGCCAGUUCCCAAUGCUGCAGACUCUGAUAGCUGACAAACAGCCAUAUGAACAGCUCUGGAACACAGUGCUGAACUUUCAGAGCAUGUCAGAAGUGUGGAUGAAUGGUCCUUUCACGCACUUGGAUUCUGAGAAAAUCUCUGAUGAGCUGGAUGUCAUGUGGCGGACCACACAUAAACUGACAAAGAGUUUUUCAAAUCUUCCUGGGCCUUGUCAUGUGGCCAGUUACUUCAAAAUCAAGAUAGAUGAGUUUAAGCAGCACCUGCCCAUCCUGACAACCAUUUGCAACCCUGGCAUCAAAGAUCGCCACUGGGAGAAGAUUAGCAGUAUUGUGGGGUUCGAUGUCAAACCAGAUGUGAACAACUCACUGCUGAACAUGUUGGACCUGGGGCUUUCCAAGUUCUCUAAAGACUUGGAAGAGAUUGGAGCCUCGGCUAGUAAGGAGUAUUCUCUGGAAAAAUCUAUGGAGAAGAUGAAAAAUGAAUGGGAUGACCUACGAUUCUCUUUCACUCCCUACAGAGACACAGGUAUCAAAAUUGUGUCAGCUGUGGAUGACAUCCAAGUUCUGCUGGAUGACAACAUUAUUAAGACACAGACCAUGCGAGGUUCACCUUUUAUUAAGCCAAUGGAGACUGAGUGUAAGCAAUGGGAGGACAAGCUGCUGAGUAUGCAGGACAUCCUAGAUUCCAUGUUGAGGUGUCAGGCUACAUGGCUCUACCUUGAACCCAUUUUCAGCUCAGAGGACAUCAUUGCUCAAAUGCCUGAGGAGGGACGCAAGUUUGCCAUUGUGGACAGCUACUGGAAAAAUAUAAUUGCUGAGGCGGUUAAGGAUACUCGUGUGCUGGUAGCCACAGGCCAGCCUAACAUGCUGGAACGGCUGCAGGAGUCCAAUGUGUUCCUGGAAGACAUCCAAAAAGGCCUCAAUACCUACCUGGAAAAGAAGAGGCUCUAUUUCCCAAGAUUCUUCUUCCUAUCGAAUGAUGAGCUGCUGGAGAUUCUAUCACAGACUAAAGACCCGCUGUGUGUGCAACCUCAUCUAAAGAAGUGCUUUGAGGGCAUUGCAAAAUUGGAGUUUACUGAGGAUAUGGAGAUUGUUGGCAUGAUCAGCUCUGAAAAGGAGACUGUACCCUUCACAGAAAAGAUUUAUCCAGCCCAAGCCAAGGGCAUGGUGGAGAAGUGGCUGCUGCAGGUGGAGAACCUGAUGCUCAGGAGUGUUCGACAUGUCAUCCAUCAAGGGGUGACUCAGUAUGCACAGGUGCCCCGGAAGAAGUGGGUGUUGCAGUGGCCUGGCCAAGUUGUCAUUUGUGCCUCCUCUAUCUUUUGGACCAGCGAAGUGUCUGAAGCUAUUCAAACCAAUUCUCUGCCUGCCUAUGUGGAGAAGUGUAAUGCCCAGAUUGCUGACAUUGUGGAGCUGGUGCGUGGGAAGCUGCCAGGAGGGGCAAGGAUGACACUUGGUGCUCUUACUGUGAUCGAUGUUCAUGCUCGAGAUGUUGUUGCAAAACUGGCAGAGGACUGUGUCUCCUCACUGAAUGACUUUGCAUGGAUUUCUCAGCUGCGAUACUUCUGGGAGGAUGAAGAAGUGAUGCUGCGCAUGAUUACCACCUGCCUGAAGUAUGGCUAUGAAUAUUUGGGCAAUUCCCCCCGUCUGGUCAUCACACCACUUACUGAUCGCUGCUACAGGACCCUAAUGGGGGCUUUGAAGUUGAACUUAGGAGGAGCUCCAGAGGGUCCUGCAGGAACCGGAAAGACUGAGACCACAAAAGAUCUGGCAAAAGCUUUGGCUAAACAGUGUGUGGUGUUCAACUGCUCAGAUGGUCUGGACUACAAGGCCAUGAGUAAGUUCUUCAAAGGACUGGCUCAGUCUGGAGCUUGGGCCUGCUUUGAUGAGUUCAAUCGUAUUGAGGUGGAGGUACUCUCUGUGGUAGCUCAGCAGAUCCUCUGCAUACAACAGGCCAUAGCCAAAAAUCUGAAGACUUUUAUGUUUGAGGGGACGGAGCUUUCCCUCAAUCCGACCUGCUCUGUUUUUAUCACUAUGAACCCUGGUUACGCUGGCAGAGCUGAGCUGCCUGACAACCUAAAGGCUCUUUUCCGUACAGUGGCUAUGAUGGUGCCAGAUUACGGACUCAUUGGAGAGAUCUCACUAUACUCCAUGGGCUUCAUUGAAUCUCGCAGUCUGGCCCAGAAGAUCGUGGCCACCUACCGUUUGUGCUCCGAGCAGCUGUCCUCCCAGCACCACUAUGACUACGGUAUGCGAGCUGUGAAGUCUGUGCUGACUGCAGCAGGGAAUCUGAAGCUGAAGUACCCUGAGGAGAACGAAAGCGUGUUGUUGCUAAGGGCACUGAUGGAUGUCAACAUGGCCAAAUUUCUGGCACAGGAUGUGCCACUGUUUCAGGGUAUCAUCUCUGAUUUAUUUCCUGGAGUUGUUCUUCCAAAACCAGACUACGAGCUCCUCCUCAGUGCACUCAAUGAUAACAUUGCGAAGCUUAAACUGCAGCCUGUCCCGUGGUUCAUUGGCAAAAUCAUCCAGGUGUAUGAGAUGAUGUUGGUACGUCAUGGCUUUAUGAUAGUAGGAGACCCUUUAGGAGGAAAGACAUCAGCCUAUAAGGUUCUUGCUGCUGCCCUUGGAGACCUUUACAAAGCGAAGCUCAUGGAGGAGUUUAAAGUGAAUUAUUGCAUCAUCAACCCCAAGGCUAUCACCAUGGGCCAACUGUAUGGCUCCUUCGAUCCAGUAAGCCAUGAGUGGUCUGAUGGCGUCCUGGCCACCUCCUUCAGGAAUCAGGCUAUCUCUACCUCAGAGGACCGACAGUGGAUCAUCUUUGACGGGCCAAUUGAUGCUGUCUGGAUUGAGAACAUGAACACUGUGCUGGAUGACAACAAGAAGCUUUGUCUUAUGAGUGGUGAGAUCAUCCAGAUGAGUCCCAAGAUGAGCCUGAUCUUUGAGCCUGCUGACCUGGAGCAAGCCUCUCCAGCUACUGUCAGCAGGUGUGGUAUGAUCUACAUGGAACCACAUCAGCUGGGCUGGUCUCCUCUAAGAGAUUCCUACAUGGACACGCUGCCUGAAAGCCUGAAUGCUGAACACAGAGAGCUGAUCAGGGACCUGUUUGAUUGGUUAGUUCAGCCCUGUCUGGACUUUAUAGACAGGGAGUGUCGUUUUGUGGUGCAGACAUCUCCCAUCCACUUGGCCUAUAGUUUAAUGAAGCUAUAUACCUGCCUGAUGGAUGAGAUUUCUGCAUCAGAAACCAAUGGUACACAGAAUAUGUCCAGCCAGCAGAUAACCCUGUGGCUGCAGGGUCUCUUCCUAUUUGCGGUCGUAUGGUCUCUGGGUGGGACCAUAACUGGAGACAGUCGUAAGAAGUUUGAUGUCUUCUACCGCACUCUGAUCUCAGGCUUGGUUGAUGAACACCCUCGGCCCAAAAGUAUCAAGCUCAAAAAGAACAACAUCUUCCCUGAGAGAGGCACUGUCUAUGACUACUACUUCCAUAAGGAGGGACAGGGUCAGUGGAACGUCUGGACUGAUUCGAUCACAAGUGAAGAGAACGUCAUACCAGCUGGAGCCAAAGUGUCAGACCUCAUCAUUCCCACCAUGGAGACAGCCCGCCACCUUUUUUUCCUGCACACUUAUCUGGCACAUGAAAUACCCACAUUGUUUGUGGGACCCACUGGCACUGGCAAAUCCAUCAUCAACAAAAGCUUCUUGGUAAAGCUUCCUAAGGAGCGGUACACACCGAACUGCAUCGACUUCUCAGCCCGGACUUCAGCGACCCAGAUCCAAGACAUCAUCAUGGCAAAACUGGACCGAAGAAGAAAAGGCAUGUUUGGACCUCCUGUGGGAAAGAAAUGUGUUGUCUAUGUUGAUGAUCUUAACAUGCCAGCUAAGGAGAUCUAUGGUGCCCAGCCUCCAAUUGAGCUGUUAAGACAAUGGAUUGACCAUCGCCACUGGUACGACAAGAAAGACACCUCCAGGCUGAACGUGGUCGAUGUGCUGUUUAUGUCUGCAAUGGGACCUCCUGGUGGUGGGAAGAACGAUAUUACAGGUCGUUUCACUCGUCACUUGAAUAUUAUCUCAAUUGAUUCCUUUGAUGAUGAAACUCUGACCAAGAUAUUCAGCUCCAUUGUUGACUCGCACUUCAGCAAGGGCUUUGAAGCCUCUUUCUACAGGCUUGGCAAAAUCAUGGUCCAGGCCACCAUGGCUGUGUAUAAGGACACUAUAGACAGCUUCCUCCCAACCCCAUCUAAGUCCCACUACAUCUUCAACCUGCGAGACUUUGCUCGAGUGAUACGAGGUGUUCUCUUGGCUCCACACACACACACGCAGGAUGGGGAUAAAUUGAUCCGUCUGUGGAUUCAUGAGCUCUACCGUGUUUUCUAUGACCGACUCAUUGACAGCAAAGACAAGGAGACAUUCUUCAUCAUCGUCAAAGACAAAACAUCAGAAUUCUUUAAGCUGAGUUUGGAAAAGCUCCUGAGUCACCUCAGCCCAGAUGGCAAGAUAGUAGAUGAGAGCAUCCGUAGCUUGUUCUUUGGUGAUUAUGCCAAGCCUGAUUCUGACACCAAGGUCUACGAUGAAAUCACAGACUUGCAAGGUUUGCAAGAAGUGAUGGAAUUCUACCUGGAUGAGUACAACAACUGCAGCAAGGCACCAAUGUCCCUUGUAAUGUUCAAGUUUGCUAUUGAGCACAUUUCCCGAAUCUGCCGUGUGCUGAAGCAAGACAAUGGACACCUUCUGCUCGUUGGUAUCGGUGGCUCAGGUCGCCAAAGUGCCACAAAGCUGGGCACCUUUAUCAGUGAUUACGUCCUGUUUCAGAUCGAGCUGACUAAGAACUACAGCAUGUCAGAUUGGCGUGAUGACCUGAAGCGCAUGAUGCUUAAAGCUGGCAUUGAGGGAAAGAAUCUUGUGUUUCUGUUCAACGACAGCCAAAUCAAGGAUGAGGCCAUGCUUGAAGACAUCAACAUGCUGCUUAAUACAGGUGAUGUGCCCAACAUCUUUGCUGCUGAUGAGCGAGCUGACAUCAUUGAGAAAGCACAGGGUAUCGCCCGGAUUGAAGGCAAAAAGAUUGAUGCGACUCCGCUCUCAAUGUAUAACUUCUUCAUUGAUCGUGUGAAGGCCAACCUUCACAUUGUGCUAGCCAUGAGUCCCAUCGGUGAUGCAUUUAGGAACCGUCUUAGGAUGUUUCCCUCCCUUAUCAACUGCUGCACAAUUGACUGGUUUCAUGCAUGGCCUAAUGAUGCUCUGGAAAUGGUGGCCCACAAGUUCCUAGAGGAUGUAGAAAUGGAGGGUGACAUCAAACUGGCGGUGGUGGAGAUGUGCAAGACCUUUCAGACCAGUGUCAGGGAGAUGUCUCAAAGGUAUUUCUCCACAUUACGGAGACACAACUAUGUCACACCCACCUCCUACCUCGAACUCAUCCUUACCUACAAGACGCUGCUUAAAGUUAAGAGGAAUGAAGUGAAUACCGCAAAGAACCGCUAUAUUGUUGGGCUCCAGAAACUGGACUUUGCUGCGUCUCAGGUGUCAGUGAUGCAGCAGGAGCUGACAGCCUUGCAGCCAGAUCUCUUCCAGACCUCAGCUGAGACAGACAAGAUGAUGGUUAAGAUUGAGCAGGAAACAGUGGAAGUGGACGCUAAGAAAGAACUUGUGUCUGCUGAUGAGAAAGUGGCUAAUGAAGCAGCAGCUGCAGCCCAAGCCAUUAAGGAUGAGUGUGAGGGAGACCUAGCAGAAGCAAUGCCAGCAUUGGAGGCUGCACUGUCAGCACUGGACACGUUGAAACCUUCAGACAUUACAGUAGUUAAGGCUAUGGUGAAUCCACCAGGUCCAGUCAAACUGGUGAUGGAGUCCAUCUGUAUCAUGAAGGGCAUCAAACCUGAGAGAAAACCUGAUCCUAGUGGCUCAGGUAAGAUGGUUGAGGACUUCUGGGGCCCUUCAAAGAAGCUCCUUGGAGACCUGAAGUUUUUGGAAAGCCUCAAGGCCUAUGACAAAGACAACAUUCCUGCCCCACACAUCAAGAAAAUCAGGGACAAGUAUACUGACAACCCUGACUUCCAGCCCUCUGUUAUCAAAAAUGUCUCCUCGGCUUGUGAAGGUCUCUGUAAAUGGGUUCGGGCAAUGGAGGUGUAUGAACGUGUUGCCAAGGUUGUAGCACCCAAGAAGGAGAGGCUGAAGCUGGCGGAGGACGAGCUGGCUGUACAGAUGGCAACGUUGGCUGUAAAAAGAGGUGAGCUGAAAGAAGUUGAAGACAGACUGCAGAGUUUGAAUGAUGACUUGGCGGCUAUGAUUAACAAGAAGAAAGACCUGGAGGACAACAUUGAACUGUGUUCUCAGAAGCUGAUCAGAGCAGAGAAGCUGAUUGGCGGACUGGGUGGGGAGAAAGAUAGGUGGACAGAGGCUGCAAAGCAACUAGGCAUUAGAUAUACCAAUCUGACUGGUGACAUACUCCUCUCCUCUGGAGCUGUCUCUUAUCUUGGAGCUUUUACUGUAGAUUACCGCAUAGAGUGCCAGGAACAAUGGCACAUCCUUUGCCAGGAGAAGAAUAUCCCCUGCUCUGAGGACUUCACCCUCAGUAACGCUCUGGGUAACCAGGUGGCCAUCAGGACGUGGCAGAUUGCUGGACUGCCAGUGGACUCCUUCUCCACGGGCAAUGGCAUCAUUGUGUUCAACUCCCGUCGGUGGCCCCUGAUGAUUGACCCACAAGGUCAAGCCAACAAGUGGAUCAAGAACAUGGAGAAGGCCAAUAAGCUUGCUGUUAUCAAACUGUCAAAUGCAAACUAUGUAAGAAUCUUAGAGAAUAGCAUCCAGUUUGGCACCCCUGUUCUUUUAGAAAAUGUUGGAGAAGAACUUGAUCCAGUACUUGAGCCUGUGUUGCUUAAGCAGACCUUCAAACAGCAGGGUGUAGAGUACAUGAAAAUAGGAGAGAAUAUCGUGGAGUAUUCUAAGGACUUUUUGUUCUACAUGACCACCAGACUGAGGAACCCUCACUACCUCCCUGAAGUGGCUGUGAAGGUUUGUCUGCUGAACUUUAUGAUCACUCCACAAGGCUUACAGGACCAGCUUUUAGGGCUUGUGGCAGCUAAAGAGAAACCUGAACUGGAGGAGAAAAAGAACCAGCUCAUCCUGGAGAGUGCUGCCAACAGCAAGCAGCUGAAGGAAAUUGAAGAUAAGAUCUUAGAAGAGCUCUCCUCUUCUGAGGGGAACAUCCUGGAGGAUGAGACGGCUAUUGAGAUCUUGUCAACCUCAAAAAUACUCUCUGAGGAGAUCUCUAAGAAGCAAGAAAUUGCCAGUGUCACCGAGAAAGAGAUAGAUGACACUCGCAUGGGCUACCGUCCUGUGGCUGAGCACUCCUCCAUCUUGUUUUUCUGCAUCUCAGAAAUGGCAAACAUCGAGCCUAUGUACCAGUACUCCCUGACCUGGUUCAUCAACCUCUACCUUUAUUCCAUUGCCGAGAGCGUAAGGAGUGAUGAUGUGGCUGAAAGAAUUAGCAACAUCGUUGAGCACUUUACCCUCAGCAUCUACAGUAACGUCUGCCGCUCACUUUUUGAGAAGGACAAGCUGCUUUUCUCCCUUUUGCUCACUGUAGGCAUCAUGCAGGGCAAGGGCCAGGUUGAUGAUCAAGUCUGGCGUUUCCUCCUAACUGGUGGCAUUGCUUUAGAUAACCCUUAUCCUAACCCUGCUCCAGAGUGGCUGUCUGACAAAUCUUGGUCUGAGGUUGUCAGGGGAUCCAAACUUCCAAACCUGGAUGGAUUCUUAGAACAUGUCCAAGACAACAUCUCCAAAUGGAAGGAUCUUUAUGACUCAGGAAAGCCCCACAAGGACCAGUUGCCUGAUCAGUGGAGUAAUCUUGUGGGACUGGACCGAAUGAUUGUGAUCAGAUGCUUCAGGCCUGAUAAACUGGUUCCAGCAGUGCAGGAUUUUAUAGCGGAUAACAUGGGACAAGCCUACAUCGAACCGCCUACCUUUGAUUUGGCAGGGAGCUACAAAGACUCAAACUGCUGCUCUCCUCUCAUCUUUGUGUUGUCAGCAGGAACUGAUCCAACUGCAGGUCUGCUGAAGUUUGCUGAUGACCUAAAAAUGGGGGGCAGUAAAACCCAAACCAUUUCACUUGGCCAAGGACAGGGACCUAUAGCAGCUCAGAUGAUUGACACAGCCAUCAAGGAGGGCACAUGGGUGGUGCUGCAGAACUGCCACCUGGCCACCAGCUGGAUGCCCACUUUGGAGAGGAUCUGUGAAGAAACCAUCACUCCAGAGAACACACAUCCUAGAUUUAGGUUGUGGUUAACCAGUUACCCAUCUGACAAGUUCCCAGUUAGUAUUCUGCAGAAUGGACUGAAGAUGACCAAUGAACCUCCUAAAGGAAUUAGAGCCAACCUGCUGCGCUCCUACCUGAGUCACCCCAUCUCUGACCCUGACUUCUUUGACAGCUCCAAGAAACAGGUCAUCUGGCAGAAGUUUCUGUUCGGGCUCACCUUCUUUCAUGCUCUGGUUCAGGAGAGAAGAACCUUUGGACCUCUAGGUUGGAAUAUUCCCUAUGAGUUUAAUGAGUCAGACCUGAGAAUCAGUAUUAGGCAGAUCCAGAUGUUUCUUGAUGAAUAUGAUGAGGUUCCACUGGAGGCCCUCACCUACCUUACAGGUGAGUGUAACUAUGGUGGUAGGGUGACAGACGACAAAGACAGACGUCUGCUGUUGUCACUCCUAUCCAUCUUCUAUAGUUGGGAGCUGAUAGAACAGGAAUGCUACCACCUGUGUGAGGGGGAUCUGUAUUAUGUUCCCGCUCAUGGCCCCUAUCAGACAUAUGUUAGCUACGUUCGAAGCCUGCCAAUUAGUGCCGAUCCUUGUGUAUUCGGACUUCAUAGCAACGCUGACAUUACCAAGGACAAUCAAGAGACCAAUCAGCUCCUAGAUGGAGUGCUGCUGACUCUGCCCAGGCAGUCAGGCGACGGAGCGAAGUCUCCUCAGGAAGUAGUAGACGAGCUCGCAGAGGACAUCUUGUCAAAGCUGCCAGCAGACUUUGACAUACAAAUGGUGAUGGAUAAAUACCCAGUCAUGUAUGAAGAGUCUAUGAACACUGUUUUGAGGCAGGAAAUCAUCCGCUUUAACAGACUUACAGAUGUGGUGCGUGUCAGCUUGGUGAACAUCCGCAAAGCUUUGAAGGGCCAGAUUGUUAUGUCUUCUGAACUUGACAACGUCUUUAACAGUAUGCUGGUGGGCAAGGUGCCCGCUGUGUGGGCAGCUAAGUCCUACCCCUCUCUUAAGCCAAUGGGGAGCUACGUGACUGAUCUAUUAGCCAGACUGCAGUUCCUACAAGAUUGGAUAGAUAACGGCCCACCUACAGUCUUCUGGCUCUCCGGCUUUUACUUCACUCAGUCAUUUCUCACUGGAGUGUCUCAGAAUUAUGCCAGGAAGUACACUAUCCCCAUCGACUACAUCGGUUUUGAAUUUGAGGUAACCAAAGAGGAGACACACACUGAGGAAAAGCCAGAUGAUGGCGCUUAUGUUAAGGGUCUUUUUAUGGAGGGGGCCCGCUGGGACAGACAGAACAUGGUCAUUGGAGAGUCUUACCCUAAGAUUCUCUUUGACUCUUUACCCAUCAUCAAGCUCAAACCAGGAGAAAUGGCAAAGUUUCAACACGAAAACAUCUACGUUUGUCCUGUUUAUAAAACCAGUGCCCGUCGAGGGACCUUGUCCACCACCGGACACUCUACUAACUAUGUCCUGUCCAUCGAGUUGCCCUCUGACAAGCCACAGAAACACUGGAUUAACCGUGGAGUGGCAUGCCUCUGCCAGCUGGACGACUAAGAAUGAGCAAUUUUUAAAUUACUAUUGCUCUACUCAGCUGCUGCAUCAGCCAAAGAAAUAUACAAUACUUAAAGAAAAAAAAUGUGGAUAUAUAAAUAUAUAGAUUUUUUAAAUUAAGGACUGAGGUUUUAGCUUUCAAAUGUAUUUUUGCCCUAUCUAUGCAUAGAUAUUGAGGCGGAUAAAAAUUGGUGUCACAUACACUGGGCUCUAAUCUGAGUUUUGCCAUAGAGUCUGGAACCCUAAUCAAAAUAGCUGAGCAUAUUUAGCAGGAUUUAGCAACCUGAAAUCCAUGUAAAAUUCACUUGAUUAACUAAAUUCACUCCCAUGUUUAUUGUUAAUAGUUACUGUACAGUAGAGGUUAUUUCCAAACACCGAGUCACUCAGGAGAAAUAUUUUAUACUGAUUAUCUGCUGAUAGCUGAUACUGGUAUAUAUUUGCACUGUGAUGCACUUCAGACUCGUAUUUUCUAUAUGCCUCUAUUUUUUUAGAUUUGGUGGUGGUUUAAGAUUUAUUACUUGAUAAUAAAGACAGCAUAGUGUCACAACAACAGAUUGGUGUUAUUGGCAUUUAGAGCUGCCCUGUGAUUGAUGUUCAGGUUGUGAGCCUCAGUUAAACAUCCAGUUCAUGUUUGUUUUUCAGUAAUUGAGUGUACUGUACUGUCUGUUUGACCAUUUUCAAUAGAUCACAUCGCAAGGUUUAGCAUCAUGCUUUUAGGAGUAUUGGUAACAGGGUUGCAGACUUAUAGCUGAAAGCAAUAUUCUGAAGUCAGACACUAGAUGGCAGCAAAGGCAAACCAGUACUCAGCUGGAGUCUAAUUGUUGAGUUGCCGGAAUCCAGAAUGUUGGAACGUCAGUACAUAUUGACAGAUUCCUGCAUUACGUUACAUAAAUAUGCAUUCAUCACAUAUUUUAGUGCCGCUAAACCUUGUGCAUCAUUUUAAAAACAACCAUAGGAAAUAUUUCUGUCCAGUUUAAUAUCAGAGAGUUGAGUGAAAGACGAGAUAAAAAAGAUUGCGUGGGCUUAAUAACAGACCAUCCAUCUCUACUUGGGUACAGAAUGAUGCCAAAUACCUGCCUCGCCAUGCUUGAUAGAGUUCUGGCCAGGAGUAUGUCAAUGA